This is a messenger RNA of Phycodurus eques (leafy seadragon), 3059 nucleotides long. RefSeq names its product solute carrier family 30 member 6 (gene slc30a6). Gene Ontology annotation, biological process: monoatomic cation transport; transmembrane transport. Lineage: Eukaryota; Metazoa; Chordata; Actinopteri; Syngnathiformes; Syngnathidae. Bases 1594 to 2886 code for a protein of 430 amino acids. Gene Ontology annotation, molecular function: monoatomic cation transmembrane transporter activity. The record is from RefSeq and is a predicted model, not a curated record. The transcript has 12 exons. Gene Ontology annotation, cellular component: membrane.
UCACAAAGUUUACGGAAGCGUGUGAGCUCGUAGACGCGCAGUUGUUUGAGCCAGUUCUGCUUUGCAGUAGACGCAAUACACUUUAUCUUCUCUUUUUAAAGUGUGAAAUGAUCCCAAAUGUUACAUAGUCUAUCUUUCACAGACUCUUUCCUUCCUCCUGCACCGUGUUGCUUGCAGCAAGCGUGUGACGUACGCGUGGUCUUGUGCUUGAAGCUGUUUAGUCACACCCCAGUUGGAGUUUACUGUCCAACUAAACACACAACAAAAAUUAUUUUACACAUUUUAUAUUCCAGUACAACACAUACCUUUAGAAACAUCGCCAGCUAAAUGCUAUCACUCAAUGGAAAACCCUAUUGACAAGCUAGCAAAAAUUAGCAUUUGCUCACAGGAGGCAUUUACCUUGAAACAACGAAUAGUCACACACAAACGCCAUAGUAACACAUACACGUAGGUAAUAUAACAAUACUCACAGGCAUGUUUUUCCUAAUCUGUGAAAAAUGAGUUAUAGUCAUAAAGUCCAGUCAUUACUUCCUUACUCUCGUUUGAUCUUAAUGUGUGUAUCUCCAUGCAUUCACCACACUGCCCCCAAGAGGCCAAGGCGCACACAGUAGGAACAGCAGGCAUUUAUUUUUAAUUCAUUGUUUUUAAUAUAUUAUUAUUUUACUAGCUACUAAUUAAUUUUCUGGUUGUUGUAUUAAGUCAUAUGUAAAGUUGAGUUUUGAUAGUUGACUAAAUACUAAGUUUAGAAAUAAAUAGUGUUAAUUAUCGUGAUUUCAAUAUCAAUCCAAAUAAUCGUGAUUAUUAUUUUUCCCAUAAUCGCGCAGCCCGAAUAGGCUCGUGCUUAUUGCUCCGUGAGUGCAGUAAUAUUUUUCCAUGCGGAAAAAUGAUCACCGCAACGUAUAGUGAAAAAUCUGCGUUGUAAACUUUGAUAAUAUACGAUUUGAGCAACCGCGAUACAACGAGAUGGCUAGCGUGUCCAGUGUGGUACAUCAAAGUCACAUGUAGCAAAGGUGACUUUUUGCUUCUGAAAACAUAAGCGAGAACAUAUCGUUGCCGUGGUCCUGCAGUUUAUACGCGUCUUCGCUGACGACAACCAAAACCAAAAAGUUCAUCUCGCGUGUGUGUGUAUGUGGCGGCUCGUGUGCACACACCAUUAAAUAUUCAUCCCGCUGCUCAUAUUUCUCCCCCUCAUCCAUCCCUUCCCUCCUUCCUUCGCCUCUUCCUUCCAUCUUUCUUCCCUGUCGUCCUGAUUGCUCGCUAUCAUCACUUGCUCUCUUUCUUUUUUCCUCAAGGGAGCAAGUAUUCUUUUUCCUUCUUUUGUCUGCUUUGCAACCAUCGUGUGUGUGUGUGUGUGUGUUGUCUUGUCCUCUGGGUGUCACUGCAGGUCUUUCUGUCCGUCGGUCUGUCUGGCCUCCGUCACAGUGCCGUCUGCCUCCAUCUGUCUCCCUCUCCCGCUCUUAAACUCGCGUCGCUCUGUCUCUCCGUCUCAGUCGUCCGUGCGUCCGUCUGUGAGUGGGUCUGAGUGGGUCUGGCUCUGUCAGGAUUACGCACCGUCAGGUUGGCCAACAUGGACGGCGGCGCUGGGGAAACAAAAUGUUCCUCUCGGCACAAAGCCGCUCUAAUCUGCUCUCCUCAUCCCCUCGACGCUACGUCCGAUUACUGCAAGCUGCCCGUGAGGUCAGGCAGCCAGCUCUGACGGCCUACACGUACCUGACCAUCUUUGACCUCUUCAGUUUGAUCACGUGUCUGAUCAGCUCCUGGGUGAGCAUGAAGAAGCCCAGCCAGGUCUUCUCCUUCGGGUUUGACCGUCUGGAGGUUUUGGCUGUUUUUGCCUCCACUGUGCUGGUCCAGCUGGGAGCCUUGUUCAUCCUCAAGGAGAGCGUGGAGCGCUUCAUGGAGCAGCCUGAGGUCCAUACCGGUCGCCUGCUGGUGGGCACGUUUGUGGCGCUCUUCUUCAACCUGCUGACUCUCAUGUCCGUACGCAACAAACCCUUCGCGUGCGUGUCCCAAGCGGCCAGCAGCAGUUGGCUUCAGGAGCAUGUCGCAGAUCUGAGCAGAAGUUUGUGCGGCAUGGUUCCAGGCCUGAGCAGCGUGUUGCUGCCUCGCAUGAACCCGUUCGUCCUGAUCAACCUGGCGGGGGCGCUGUCGCUCUGCGUCACCUACAUGCUCAUCGAGAUCAACGACUACAACAGCGUGGACACGGCGUCGGCGGUGGCCAUCGCCCUCAUGACCUUUGGCACCAUGUAUCCGAUGAGUGUAUACAGCGGGAAAGUGCUCCUGCAGACCACGCCCUCUCACGUCAUUGGUCAGUUAGACAAGCUUCUACGAGAGGUGUCGACGCUUGACGGUGUGCUCGAAGUUCGCAACGAACAUUUCUGGACGCUCGGAUUUGGAUCUCUGGCCGGUUCCGCCCACGUGCGAAUCCGCCGCGACGCCAACGAGCAGCUGGUGCUGGCGCACGUGACCAAUCGUCUGCUGCCGCUGGUGUCCACGCUGACGGUGCAGAUCUUCAAAGACGACUGGACGAGGCCCCUCCUCACGGGGGCGCUCUCCCCGCCCCCGGGCGGCACCCCCGAAGGUUACGCCGGCCUUUCCUCUCUGCCGCCGGAGUCGGAGCGUGUGACGUCGACGCCCUCCAAGCCAGGCGGCCCGCCGCCGGAGUUCUCCUUUGACACGCCGGGCAGGAACGCUCAGCCCGUGCUGCUCCCGGCGGCCGCUCACCAGCGCCCCCACGGGCCCUACGGGGCCCCGACCUACGGCGCCGCUCCCCUUGGCCUCCGCGUGCCGGGACUGGGCGGCGGUUACGGGGCCCGGUUGGCGUCCUCGCACGACUACAGAACCUUGGGGGGCGCCGUGCACCACUACAGACAUUACACCCCCAAAUGAUUGGAGUACGAUGGACCAAUCAGAACUCUUGUUGUAAAAGUUUGAUUUUUCAUGUUGAUUUUUGAAGACGUCGUCGUCAUUGUUUUCGUCAACUGCCUUAGAUUUUGCAAGUAUAAAAAUGGUUAUACGUUAAAAUUCUCCACAAGAGGUAAUAAACCUUAUUUAACAUUUUA